This is a messenger RNA of Selaginella moellendorffii, 750 nucleotides long. Its product is annotated as ataxin-7-like protein 3. The record is from RefSeq and is a predicted model, not a curated record. The transcript is spliced from 4 exons. Lineage: Eukaryota; Viridiplantae; Streptophyta; Lycopodiopsida; Selaginellales; Selaginellaceae. The coding region runs from base 1 to 750 and encodes 249 amino acids. Gene Ontology annotation, cellular component: SAGA-type complex; DUBm complex.
AUGGACAGUGAUUCUUCGUCUUCCAGAUUUCCAGCUCAGGAGGCCGCGAUCUUUGCGGAAAUUCUGGAUUCGCUCAUCGUGGAUGUGGCUGCCGAGGCGCACCGGGCCGCGCGGCUGGGAUUUGAUCCGAGGAUUGAGAUGGGCGAGGAGGAGGAGCUCCGGCUGUCGUCGCAGGCCAGGAGCUUGGCGGAGAGUGGCAGUGGUGGGAGCGAGAGAGGAGGAGGAGAGAAAUAUGUGGUGGAUGUGUUUGGGCAAUCGCAUCCCGCGAUCGCGAGCCAGCAGCUCCAGUGCAUGAAUUGCGGCCGCUCCGUCGCCGCUGGGCGAUUUGCUCCUCAUCUCGAGAAGUGCCUGGGCAAGGGCCGGAGGACGCGAGCCGCGGCGAACAAGAACGUUUCGAAUGCCGGGCAGCAACGAAGGCCUCGAUCGGGCAACAGCAAGAGCAGCAAGAGCAGCGGCAGUGCGAAUCACAAGGAGAUCAUCUAUGGCGGUGCCCGUGCCGGAUCCUUUCGCGCUCCUCCCGGACGAUGUGGUGGUCAGCUUUCUCCACCGCAUGGUCGCAACAUCGAGCCAGUUCCAGGUAGCGUCGAUUAUCAUCCAGGAUCUGUCAAGACUCAAGAGGCACUGUCGCAGCAGCUAUCCAGGGCGAAAACCUACUCACUGUGUUGCGUACUAGCAACAUUGAUGCGCCUUUUCUUGUGUGCCGCUCUGCUAUCGCUCGAAAGCUUGGGGUUGCUACCACUGCGUGGGUGA